UUUUCAACAUACUAGUAGUCCCUUUAAAAGAAGACGAUGAUGCUUGAUAAAAAGAAUUAUAACCCGGAUUUAAUGAAAGGUUUUCUUGGAAGUUUUGAACUGUGCCAGAAUGUGAGGAAACACCGAAAUAGUAGUUGGAGGGAUGUUGGGGGGAUGGUUUGGAAUAAAAUGUUGAUUGUUUGGAUAAUGUCUACCAAAAUUUGGGAAAUUUUGAUGAUAGUGAAAUUGAUUUGUAGAGGAUGGAGAAAACAUAUUUUGUGAUUGAUAAUGAUGGAAAUUUGGAUUAAAUUGAGG
This is a messenger RNA of Meloidogyne enterolobii, 294 nucleotides long. Lineage: Eukaryota; Metazoa; Nematoda; Chromadorea; Rhabditida; Meloidogynidae. The record is from the annotation of a GenBank genome assembly.